This is a messenger RNA of Telopea speciosissima, 423 nucleotides long. RefSeq lists its product as uncharacterized. NCBI's taxonomy places the organism in Eukaryota, Viridiplantae, Streptophyta, Magnoliopsida, Proteales, Proteaceae. The record is from RefSeq and is a predicted model, not a curated record. The transcript has a single exon. The coding region runs from base 1 to 423 and encodes 140 amino acids.
AUGGAGAAGACUGCCUUUGCUGCUUUUUUGAGACGGCGUUUGUUGAAAAAAGAUGGCACCCCAAAGAGUGCAGUUGGAUCGUCUACUGUGCUCCUUGGGCUUUGCAGGGUAUGUGAGUUCGUUCAAUCUGCAGAGAGGUGGGUGGUAGGCAAUGGAUCCUCAAUACGGUUAUGGUAUGAUACAUGGGUGGGGGAUCAUAGUGUUGAAGAACUGUUGAAGCCUAACUGGAUUCCCUCUAACUUAACUGCAACAGUUUCUGAAUUUUUAGAAGGGGAUCAAUGGGACUUCCCUGCUGCGGCAUCUUCGACAAUCCAAGCAGCGUUUGAAAGGAUCAAGGCACUGGGCAUCAAAGCGACAACCAGAGAGGAUCUUUGGAAAUGGGCACAUUGUAAAACGGGGAGCUUUACGGUGAAAUCUGCUUAG